Haliotis rufescens (red abalone) is the source of this 8885-nucleotide messenger RNA. Its product is annotated as actin-interacting protein 1-like. The record is from RefSeq and is a predicted model, not a curated record. Bases 100 to 1899 code for a protein of 599 amino acids. Gene Ontology annotation, cellular component: cortical actin cytoskeleton. The transcript has 16 exons. Gene Ontology annotation, biological process: sarcomere organization; positive regulation of actin filament depolymerization; locomotion. Gene Ontology annotation, molecular function: actin filament binding. NCBI's taxonomy places the organism in Eukaryota, Metazoa, Mollusca, Gastropoda, Lepetellida, Haliotidae.
GACUCACUUCCGGGGAGCACACCGGUCGAAAACACGGAAGAGAGUUAAAGUUUGUGAUAUACCAUUUAUCUGCUGUCAGAUUAUAGAGCAAUAACCAACAUGUCCGCUUCUCUGAAGAGCUGUUUUGCCGCCCUGCCUCGCACGGAGAGGGGUCGUCCUAUAGUUAUGGGUAAAGAUCCCAAGGGAAAGAACUUCCUCUAUUGUCACGGCACCAAUGUUUACAUUCGUGAUAUCGAGAACCCAGCCAUAGUGGACAUCUACUCUGAACAUGCGAGGGAGACCACCGUAGCGAAAUACUCCCCCAGUGGGUUCUACAUCGCAUCAGCAGACAUCACAGGCAAGGUGAGGAUUUGGGACACCGUGAACAAGACUCACAUCCUGAAGAAUGAGUUCCAUGUCCUUGGGGGCAAGAUUAAGGACCUUGACUGGGCCCCGGACAACUCCAAGAUCGUCCUAGUCGGAGCUGGCAAGGAGAAGUUCGGAGCAUGCAUUACAUAUGACUCGGGGAACAAUGUGGGAGAAAUAUCUGGCCACACGAAAGAGGCCAACUCGUGCUCCUACAAGCCGACACGCCCCUUCAGGAUUGUGACAGCGUCUGAGGAUCAAACUGUCGUAUUCCUGGAAGGACCUCCCUUCAAGUACACCAAGACUAUCGGUGUCCACACCAACUUUGUCAACUGCGUGCGCUUCUCUCCCACAGGGGAUGUGUUCAUCACAGGUGGUGCUGAUGCAAGGGCUUAUGUGUUUGAUGGCAAGACUGGGGAGCAGAUUGGUGAACUGGGUGCUCCAGCCCACGGAGGCGGCAUCUACGCACUUGACUUCAGCCCGGAUGGAAGUCAAGUGCUGACUGUGUCAGGAGACAAAACCGCCAAGAUAUGGGAUGUUCCCUCCAGACAGCUUGUCACUGAGUUCCGAAUGGGCACCGAGGUCCGAGACAUGCAGGUGGGCUGUCUGUGGCAGGGGUCACACAUUCUGACCGUGUCCUUGUCUGGACACAUCAACUACUUGGACAAGGACAACCCCACUACGCCCCUCCGUAUUAUCAAGGGCCACAACAAGCCAAUCACAGCGCUUGCUGUCACGACAGACAGAUCCAGGAUAUACACGGGUACCAGCGAGGCAGCUAUUAAUUACUGGAACGUGUCCUCCGGUGAGUCGGAAGAGAUGAAAGGUAAAGGUCAUUCCUCCCAGGUGCAGGACAUGUCGAUGGACGAGGACACAUUCACAACUGUUGGCUUCGACGACACACUGAGGGACACCAGCGCAAUCAGUAAUGAAUAUAGUUUGAACAGCAAUAAGCUGGACUCCCAACCGAAGAGCGUCAGCAGGAAACAAGGAAUGUCGGUUGUGGCUUGCAUUAACCAUGUGAUGGUGUUGGAGGGAAAUCACAAGCUGUCUGCGAUUCCUGCUAAGUUUGAUCCUCAGUGUGUGGACAUACAUCCAGGCAUGUCACAAGUAGCAGUUGGAGGGAGUGAUGUGUUUGUGGUGUACCAACUCAGUAAUGGUACUCUGUCUGAGGUGAAGAGGAUCUCAAUUCCUGAGUGUACAGUGAAUAGCGUCCGGUACUCGCCAGAUGGCGCCAUCCUUGCCGUUGUAGGGUCGAACAAGAGGGUCAUGGGCUACAGUGUUGACACUUAUGAGGAAUUGUUUAGCUCUGUGGCUCAUGCUGCCCGUGUUUGUGACGUAGACUGGUCACCUGACUCGAGUCACUUAGCAACCUGCUCUAUUGACAGCGGCAUUGCAGUAUGGAUUCCGGUGAAGUCGUUGCAGAAUAGAGUAGCUACAGUUAAAGAUGCUCACCAGAAGAGCUUCGCCAACAAGAUCCGGUGGUUGGACAACAACACUUUUGUGAGCGCGGGGCAGGACUCCAACAUCAAGCAAUGGAGUGUACAGUUCUGAUGCAACUUAUAGAUGAUGCUGUCUCCCUGUUUACAUCGAUUAGCAAUUUUCUCACCAGUAUUUUCCAUUCAUAACACCAAUUAUCAUAAUUUCUAUAUGUAUGAAUAUUUUGAUUCCAAACUUUGGUUGCUUUCAGUGUGUUGUUAUUUUAUGGUUAACAGUUACCAGGGCUCGAUUUAGCUAUAAUAGACCUAUUAUUGAAAAAUGCUUCCAGAUAUUUUUGUCUGCAAAUGCAUGUAAAAAGAUUUCAAAUGUGUGUCUGACUAACCCUUACUUGGCCACACAAAUGGAUCUUUGAACACACACCAAUAAAUUCAAGUUACCAAACUGCAUCACCAAUCCCUGUGUUGUGUGUAACAUGCUUUCUUAGGCUUCAAGAUUAUGUGCAAGUUACGUUUUACAGCAAUGUGGCAUUAAUUUAUGUGACACUAGCAGCAGACGGGGCUAUGUAUCAAUUGUGAUAAACCAAAUAAACUGCACAUGGUGCAGUUAUGUCAAGUUCCUUAAAUCGAGCCCCGGUUUCCAUGCUUCUUGAUUAUUCUUGUUUGUAAAUAUGAGGCUUUCUUCAUGGAGGCCUAGUCUUGUUGUGAAAAAAUCUUAAUUCUGUGGGGACAUCUUCAGUCAACAGUUUAUGAUGAUUUGUGAUAUGUUGAAAUGUCAAGACAUAUUUUCACAAGUAAUAUUUGACUGUCAUAAGUCUGUGUUGAAGCAUAGCAGUUCUGAUUGUUUUAAGUCUGUGUCAAGGUGUAGGACUUAUGACUGUUGUAAGCCUGUGUUGAAGAAUAGGCUAUUAUUAUGACUAUUAUAUCACUAUUCUCUCUAUACAACAAUUGGCCAUAGGGCCAAGAGAGGUGCAGCAAGCUCCAAUUAUUCUUUGGGAAGGGUGUGUGUGUAAUUAUUAGCAAGAUGGUAAGAAAAUUGCCGAUUAAAUGUGAAAUGGUGUGAUAAGCUUGCUGAGAAGUGCUGCCAGCAGAAUGAGAAGGCAUCAUUGUAUGAUGUCUCGCUAGACAUAUUAUGAAAUCACCAUAACCUAUUUCUCAGGAGUAACCUCUGUGCACUAUGCUUGUAUAUACAUGUAUUAGCAUCUACUGACCAUGCUCGCAUACCGGUAUUUGUGUUGUAGUCAGCCCACAGUCAGAUCAAGACUGAUCCUAGUGCUAGAACUACUUUAGGCCUGGAUGUCGGUGCUAGUUUCAUUGUUAUUGUCAAGAAGUAAUUCUUUUGUAAUUAUGAUGUCUGUAAAAGAUCCAGAAAAUUGUAAAUGUUUAACUACUUAUUGAUGUUUGAAUUUCCCCAAACCACCCUCAGCCUGUAAUAAAUGAUUAUAUUUUUGUUUAUAUUUUACUGGUCAAAUCGAUAAUGGAAGUUUCUUGGAGACGUUCAUUGAAAUUACCUGUAGUACUGGCCAUCUUAAAGGCUAUAUCAGAAUAUAUGGGUUUGCUAAUGGCCACCAGCUGGGUUUUUAGUAAUUAAUCUCUUUCUCUGCCUACCGAACAAAAUAUGUUGAAUUCCUUUUCUAAUUCAUGACAAAAACGUAGUCCUUGUGUUAAUUCAAAAUGCAUUUAAAAAACAAAAUUAGCUUUAAGACAAUCAGAAGCAAUUUAGAGACAUAUUUGAGUGAAAGAAUCUAAGAAACAAGUGUAAAGGUGCCCUUUGGGAAGGCUAAAUGAGAACGUAAGGUUUUUUCAGUUACCAUAUUUGUUGUAUUAGUGCCACACUCCAGUAAGUGCCCCCGACCAACUUCUAGACCAGCCUCAAAAUAAUCUUCAUAAGCGCCCUGUACAUUUAAACAUGUAGGAAACAGUCAGUACUUUCUUGUGUGUGUUACAGAUGUUUUUACAGAAAACACAGCAGCUUAGAACACAUUUAAAGAGGGGUGUGUAAUUGAAUAGUCACUACAAGUAUUUACAAGGCACACCUCGUUGUCAAUAAUCCUCAUAAUGUUUGCAGCGCCACGGGUGCUUAUUACUGCGAAUAUGGUACUUGGAGUGUUGAUGGAGCAACCUGCAUCCUAUUAUGGUAUUUUGAUUGCAUUUGCAUUUUUAUUUUUUUCAUUUAUGAAUAUUGUUAUGAUACAGCAGCCAGAUGCCAGAGAUGCAGCAGGAUACCGGAACAAGACGUAUAUCUGCAGGGGACAGCUCUGCCUUCAGCCCCUUAACUCUGAAGUACAUGUAUAUUUGUACAGCUGAAACUUAAUAAACAUUGCAAAGAUGCUUGUGUUUUGGAUGCAAGGUACACUGCAUUGCAUGCAGAACCUGCUGUUAUGAAACUCUAAAUCAUGUGUUCAUAUAUCUGAAGCAGAAUAUUUGCCAGCUUCAUGAAUAAAUGGAAUACUAUUCUCAUGACAACAUCUUGAAGCAUUCAGUCCAAUUCCGUUCCCACUUGGACAAUGAUGAUAUCCCUAUCAUAUCCCAUACUACUUGAGUAGUAUGUUAUAUGAAGUAUCACAUCUUGUGUAUUCUCCAAUGAUGGGGUGUCCAUAAGGACAUGGUUCAAAUUUGUAAGAGGAGUGGCUACCAUUGGUGAUUUGCUCAAGGCUCUGGCCUUGACCUCUCCUGUCACUUAUUGUGUACAAAGUUAGUCAUGAUAAUAUAUUUCUUGAACUUUGAUCAAAGGUUAUUAUUUGCAAUGUGGAUAUUUCAGUGCUUGGUGUGAGAGUGUUAGUAUGUACACAGUUUACUAUAAGUGCCUUUGAAUUUUGAAAUUUUCACUUAUUAUGCUAUGAAGGAAAUAAUUUGGCAUCUGAAUGUUAUACCUUCCUGAUUUUGAUUGAAUAUGUUGAACGAUUCGAAAGACAUUGUUGAAUAAGUUAGAUUUGUCUUGCUGGUGUGAGUAACCAUGGUAACAAAGUCUUCAUUGUAAUAAUAUUUUCUGUGUUUACAGUCUUUUUAAAAAAAUGUUGGUUUGUAGGUUGGAAAAUAAUUAAAGACACAUUUUUAAGUAUUAGUUAUUGUGCCCAAACAUUUCUGAAUAUGUUCCCCUGUUUGCAGUGUUAAACAGGUCUCAUUUAUCUUGCAGAGUAAGUUGGUUGAUCCAUGAACUAAGUUUCGGAAAGGCUUUGCCUAAGACUUAAAAAAAACAUAUGCUUUGAAAUAAUUUUAUCUAAAAAAAACUCAUGACAGUUUGAUCUUUAUAGUGAAAAUAAAAUAUUUAAUGCUAUUUGUUAAUGACGUUAAUGCACAAUGCAGUUCUGAGGUUGAUCAGGUCUCAAGUGCCCAGAAUUGAGUAGUGUUUGGUGUAGAUAAAGCUUGCUUCUUGUCCAUGAAUGUCUCCACAGCUCUUGCCAGGGGUGUAGUGUAUGCAUUAUGUAGGCAUUAUGUAGGCAUCAUUUAAAACACCACUUAACAGUCAAGAGAUGACCAUCCACAAAUGUCUUUCAGCUUUCAAGGUUUCCACACAGAAGCAUUGCUUUGUUUAAAGUAUAUUGUGCUAAUUCAAGAUGUUGUUGCAUAUGCUUGAUACAUCUACCGUAUUCAACCCAAUAAGCGCCCAUGUCCCAAUAAGCCACCCCCCCCCCCCCUGUUCCCGGAUGACCAAGUAAGAUUUACUCACCUGUUUUUUACAUAUGGUCAAGAAUCUUUUGUAGUCGGUUAAUGAGGAGAUGUUCACCAGUAAAACGUAAGUAACAGUUAUCUCUAGCCCCCCAGCAACAGAAGAAUAUGGAUAGGCUUACUGAUGCAUUUAAGCCAAUUUGACUCUGAAUUGGUCCCAAUAAGCGCCCACCCCUUCUGUCUUUAUUUUAAGCGCCCUGGGCGCUUAUUGGGUCGAAUACGAUAUUUCAUUUUAUUGUUCCACGUUGAAUCGGGCUUCAUACACUGAAGUAAUCCCUUUAGUUGAACACUUUGUGCUUGUUUUGUUUUCAAAUAGAAUUAUGUAGCUGUACAACAUCUGUGCAAGUGUAUAUGCUUAUUGCUAUGAUCACCUGAAAACACAUUCAGUGGCGAUUUAGUCAGUUUGUCAGCCUAUUUUUUGAAAAUAUUAAAACAACUGUAUAUAGCUGAAAAAAGCAUGAGGAGAAAAUGUGUUCGACUGAAACUAUAUAUUUGAUAGAGAAAUGUUCAUGGAAUAUAUGAUCCAUUAUUUUAUUAAGAAUAGAUUAGGUUGUUAGAACCAGAAUAUGUUUAGCUAAUAUUUCACGUGGACUUAGAAGUUUGUAUUGGCCAUCCCUUUUCCUAGCAUCUACAAGGAGGUAUUUGCAUCAACUUCUGACGGGCCACAACAAAGAAAGUAAUUUUUGUCAGAAUAUAUAUGGAAUUGGUGUUGCUGUAACAUAUUUUAGAAGAUUUAAAUAAAAUAGAAAAUUCCUUCAUUGGACGUUUGGGCACAUAAGUGAACCUGUAGUUGAGGGUGCCACAAUUUGCUGUGCAGAGUUGUGUCCCUUAGUGCCUGGAUCUGCUGGUUGUUGGUUCAAAUCCCAUUUUAAUCCUGAUUAUGAUCCUUGGUGUGUUAGUACCUGUACUGGUAGGUUUGACAGGUAUUUAUACAAGUCCGUGGUUCCACACAAGGAAAUGUCUACGACCUACACGGUUAUUUUUCUUGACAUGUGAAUUUGACGCAUUUCUUUACUAUUGCAGUGCAACUAAUUAAACUAAUCGUAUAUCAAUGCUUCUUAGAGUUUCAUUAUAAUGAGGCAUAAAUGCUUGUUGAAUUCCAGAUUAUGAUAGUUGGUUUGUCAGCACCAUACUAUUGCUGUGAGAUAACUGUAAUACGGAUGAAGUGUUAUAGUCAUUCCUUAUCGUGAACAUAACUUAAAUCACUACCAGAUAGGGUAACACAGGGUGUAGAUUUUACCAUUUUGAUCAGCAAGUCAUUGUUUAGACGUGUGCAUGGCCAAGUAAUGUCGAUGUAACCACAAACAGAUAGGGUAACACAGGGUGUAGAUUUUACCAUUUGGAUCAGCGAGUCAUUGUUUAGUCGUGUGCAUGGACAAUUAAUGUCGAUGUAACCACAAACAGAUAGGGUUACACAGGGCGUAGAUUUCACUACUGUGAUAAGUCAGACAGUGUUACAGGGACAGUUGGUGUCCUUCAUCUGUAGAAUGUUAUGCAGUGACUGUAGGAGAACAUUUCUGGUCAAAGGAUAGUACGAUACUGUGUUCGGGGGAGACCACUGGAAUAAUCAAAUUUUAUGGCUACAUAAAUCUUGAAGAUUUAAUGAAAGUGUUCAGGUAUGUUCAUAUGAUUAACACCUAGCUUUUCCUCUUUGUAUACCUUAAAAAUGUUGAACUGAGAUCAUCCAGAACAUCAGUAUGGCUAAAACAAGUGAAAAAGGCUGUUUUUUUUAAAGUGAAAAUCUAGCAAUGAACAACACUAACACCUUGUUUUUAACUCUCAAAACUUGUUCUGACUCAAAUAUGAGAAAAAUGCUUCCUGAAAACCUGGAAGAUGAGCCCUUUAGACACACUAUAGCAGCCCCUUUAAAUUUGGUGUUGUAAGUCCAAAUCAUGCCAGUGAUGCAAAGAGCAAAGUCUAUUUCUAACGACUUCUGAAAACUUUUUUUCCUAAAUGUUACAGUUAGUCAAAACCUUCCUCGUGAUUCUUGUCCUUUCAAGUCUGGCAUUAUGCACAAUCCCAACACGAUUUCAUCUGCCAUGAGACAUGGUGGAUCAAUGGAUGUUUUGGUACACUGCCGGUUCAGCUGGCAGGCCCAGGGGUAUGUGAAUCAUUGAUGAAGCUAUCAGUGUCCAUCUUUGAUUAGUGUAGUUAGCCUUGUUACAUUAAUGUUGUGUACUUCAUAACCUUUCUGCCCCUGCCCUAAUAUAUUUUUCAUUUUUAAGCACUUUUUAACAAAGUUUCAAGUCAUAUUUUUUUCACAAGAUCCCAACUUUAUGCAUGCACUAUGCCAUUAAGAGUGUCAGAUUCUCAGGGGACCUAGCUGUGGCCUUGGAACAGUCUCUUCAAGCUUUGAUUCGCAAGAAUGUGGCCAAAGGUACAUUAGAAUCAGUUUUCUUAUUGGUUUGUAGAAGGCAUGGUUGGUCUAUUUGUCUGAGGUGCCACAAUUCUCUGUGCACAGUUGCCUCCCUUGGACACUCCAGAUUUUGGGUUCACAUCCUGGGUUCGCCACGAUUAUGUUUCAAGGUUUGUCAGCGCAAUACCCGUACUUGCUUGAAAGAUGAAAUGAAAAAUAAACUCUUCUACCCAGCUUGAAGAAGGUUAUAAGAAAGGUUUCAACGAACUAGUCUCAGAUCUUUGGUGGCUGACUAGCAGGUAACAGUAGAUAUCUUGUAUGACACGCUCUAAACAACACAGGAAUUGUUGGAUAUAGUUUUAUUCCCACAAGUUGUAAAUGGAGGGAAUAUGGUGAUCGGUCUGUAAUCAUUUCAAUUUCAGAAACACCUUGCAUUCAUUUGCACACAUCCGUGUGGUGAAGUGGUGCUUUUUUCAUUUUGGACUUCUUAUUUUGGGGGGCUUUUGUUUCUGAAGCAGCACUAAUAUACAUUUAAUAUAUUUGAACACCUUUUUACACAUGGUGAUAUGGUGUCUUGAUUCAAUGGAAAUCAGUAGAACUUGUUGCUAAACAGACUUCAGAAAAGUAAGCGUGAAAACUGUUUUGGGACAGAAGGUUUUCGUCUUGCAACGGAAUAGUUCAUGUCCAUUGAACAGGGGACUGCGGAGGUGCACGUCGUGUUAAUGCUCUACGUGUAUAAGUCUGUGAGCCAGUGCACUGUUGCCAAAUAGCAAACCUUCCACCCCUGCUGUUAUCAACUACAUGGAUAAUGCAGUCCUUGGGUAUGGUUGUCAGGGUGUGAUUGUCCUCAAGUUUGUUUAGCAGGAAGCAGGGUAGGAGUAGUUGGAGGGGGAUCAUCUGGUGAAGGUCGAUGCAGAAAGGAUGCAGAAAUCACUGGUUUCAUAGCAAUAUUCUUGUACAUCGAUGAAGAACAUGUGGAUACCUUUCGAAGUUGGAUGUGCUAUGUUACUAAUAUGCAAUGUGGCUGCCUUGAAGCAGACUGUAAUAUAUUUAGCAACUAGUAAAAUAGAUAAUGUAUU